GCAGUAAAGAGUUGAGAGCAGUGAGUUGCCACCUCUUCCUCUAGUGGGGACUUCAUGUUGGAACUUAGGCGCUUUCUGGAGAACAGCACGCCAGCCGGGCCUUGGGCAAGAUGUACGAGCGACACAAACGGAGAUAUAGCCUCUGCUCUAAAGGGGAAAGAGCCGUUGACGUAGUGUUGAUAAAGAUCCACCGAGAGAAGGAGUCCUUCCCAGCCGCCCCAGACAUACUGAAGCACCGCAGCCUGGAGAAGGGGACCAGCAUCGACUCCACAGAUUCCCCUCAGAGCUCCAGGAGCUCCAUUUCCACCCUGCAGAGAGACUCAGGCAGCGACACAGAUGGCUUCUGCAGCACCGACACGGGAGAGGACAACGUCUUCAGAAAGGGCGAUGACACGGUGACAGGUGACAGCACUAGCGAGGUCUCGGUCUCCUGCUCCUCCACGGACGACGCCGCCAGUUUGGGCCACCCCAGCUCCUCCUCCUCCUCCUCCUCCUCCUCCUCCUCUUCCUCCUCUUCCUCUCGGCUGCCGAGCGGAGACAUCGCCCGGCGACUGGGCGCCAGCGGAGGGGUCGUUGGGGCCGUGGACACGGAGGAGGAGGCGAAGGACUGCGUGUCGGACGUCCCGCUUCGCUCCUCCAGCGUACGCUCCCUCUCGCCGUUCCGCAGACACAGCUGGGGACCCGGGAAGAACGGCCACGCGGACGUAGACAUGAACCAGCGCAGUGUGCUGCCAAGCUAUGGGGAGGAGAAGCCGGCGCUGCACAGACGAAGUUUGAGCCUGGAAGGGUUGGCAGCCGAUGGCACUGAUGGCAAGGCCUGGCACCCCCACCAGAGCAUGCCCGCGCAGCAGGCCAGACGGGUCGGACGCCAGGAGAGCGAGGAGAGGGGGUCGCUCGUCUCACUGACCGAGGAGGAGCACGAGUCGGACAUGGCCGACUGCAGCAGCCUGGACAGCCAGAAGUCACGGCGGUAUCAACCAAUGAGAUGCAGCGUUCCGUCCAUGACUCUACCCCUCACCAAGUCAGUGUCCAUGUUGGCCAUUAGCCAGAGAGACAUCGAUGCGAUAGGACGCAUUCGCCAAAAGCGCCGAAUCUCCUUCUCUUUCAACUUCUCCCCGAUCCUCCCCAAAUCCAAGCGCCUGCAGGCCAUCCCCUACUCGUCCAGCGACGACGAAGGUGACACUGAUGACGAUGACGAUGGGGACACCAUGAGUCUGAAUUCCUUCGCUAGUACCACUGGAUCAGUAGACUACAGCAUCACUGAGGAGGAGCCGGGUCCUCUCAGAGGGGACUUUGAGGGGAAGAGUGGGACCAAAGUCAGCCGUACCUUCAGUUACCUCAAAAACAAGAUGUACAAGAAGACACGAGAGAAGGACAAAGAGCGGCACAAGGAGAGGGAGAAGGAGACGAAGGAGAAGAGGAUCAACGGUCAUUUCUUCAGCCAUGUUGGCUCUGUCCAGCCCACCUUGUGUCCACAGUGUCACAAAGCCAUCAGCUCCAAGGAGGCCUUCGUCUGCAGCAAUUGCUACGUGUGCGUCCAUAAAGGCUGCCGCGAAUCGUUGCCUGUUUGUGCCAAGGUGAAAAUGAAGAUGCACAAACAGCAGCAGUACGCCGUCCCAGAUUCCACCACAACGCCCGCUGUCACGCUACGCCCCAAAUCUUCAGGGUCACGGGAGCGCCCUUGGUCAGCCAUCUUGUCCCCGGAGGAGCACUCCUUUGUGACGGCACCUCGGCGGCACACACUCAUGCCCUUCAACAGCAGCAACCUCUCCAAGAGCAUCUCCAUCAGCAACAUCGCAGGGCCGGUGUUUGAUGAGAUCCCCCUGAAGGGCCUGCGCUAUCUGUCCCAGUCCACUGACUCCCUGCACAAGCCCAGCAAGGUCAAUGAGUCCACCGAGUCUCUGGUCGAUGAAGGGACAGAGAUGAUUGACAGCCAACUGAUGGGCGAGUUUGAGGCGGACGUGCGUGAGCUGGAGGCUGACUCUUGGAGCUUCACCGUGGACAAGAAGUACCUGAAGACCCUCAAGAAGGACACCAUCAAGAGGCAGGACGUCAUCUAUGAGCUGAUGCAGACGGAGAUGCACCACGUGCGGACCCUGCGUGUGAUGGCGGAGGUCUACUGCAAGGGCCUACAGAAGGAGGUGCAGCUGGAGACGCAGACGCUGGAGCGCAUGUUCCCCGUGAUGGACGAGCUGCUGGACACACACACGCGCUUCCUGACCGGCAUGCUGGACUGCAAGAGGGACGCACAGCUACAGGCCGGCAACGCUGGAGGGUUCGUCAUCGAGAGGAUCGGAGAUGUGCUCGUCAACCAGUUCUCGGGGUCCAGUGCGGACUGCAUGAAACGGGUCUAUGGGAAGUUCUGCAGUCGACACAACGAGGCUGUGAAUCUGUACAAGGAGCACCAUUCUAAAGACAAGCGCUUUCAGGCCUUUAUCAGGAAGAAAAUGAGCAGCAGCAUAGUGAGAAGGAUGGGUAUCCCAGAAUGCAUUCUGCUUGUCACUCAGAGAAUAACCAAAUACCCGGUAUUGCUGCAAAGGAUACUUCAGCACACCAGAGAGGACGAGGAGGAGCACGCUGACUUGACCCAGGCGCUGUGCCUGGUGAAAGAGGUGAUUGCAGCGGUGGACCAUCGCGUGAGCGAGCAGGAGAAGCGGAGGCGACUGAAGGAGAUCCACGCGCGCACCGACAGCAAGUCCAUCAUGCGCAUGAAGAGUGGACAGAUGUUCGCCCGCGAGGACCUGCUGAGGGGACGUCGCCUGCUCCACGACGGGACGCUGCAGCUCAAGAACGCCACCGGCAGGCUAAAGGAUGUCCAGGCUCUGCUUCUGUCAGACAUCCUUGUGUUCCUUCAGGAAAAAGAUCAGAAAUAUGUCUUUGCCUCGCUGGACCAGCGGUCAACGGUGAUCUCGCUGCAGAAGCUGAUCGUGCGCGAGGUGGCCAACGAGGAGCGCGCCCUCUUCCUGAUCACGGCGGGCACGGAGAGGCCCGAGAUGGUGGAGGUCCACGCCGGCUCCAAGGAGGAGCGCAACACCUGGAUGCAGCUGCUGCAGGACGCCACGCAGUCCAUAGAGAAGGAUGAGGACGAGGGCAUUCCCAGUGAAACGGAGGAAGAUAAGAGACUGAUGGAGACCAAAGCCAAGGAGCUCAGAGAGGUUCUGAAAAAGAAGGAUGAUCAGAUUGUGAGUCUGCUUCAGGAGAAGAUGAAGUUGUUCCGGGACAUGUGUGACUGCGGACCAGCCGACGACGGUUCCUCGUGUUCUAAGAUGCUGUUCCGCGCCUGCAAUGAGGAAGUGCCUAAAGGAGAACCCAUCAUGAAGGACGCACUCAAGGAGGUGGAGACGCUGCAGACGCUGGUGAACGGGAGUCUGGGCGGGGCGGUGGGUCAGCAGGUGGCCCAGGAGGCGGGAGGGGGAGUGGGGCCCGUGACUCUGCCCCGCCGUGCUGAGACCUUCGGGGGCUUCGACAGCCACCAGAUGAACACCUCCAAGAAUGGCGACAGAGAGGAGAGCGAGGACACAGCAGAUUUGAGAAGGACCGAGUCAGACAGCGUGCUUAAGAAGGGAGGAAACGCAAACCUGUUGCUGCUACUGAGGAGAAACAGUGAACAGGUGCUCCAUAGUGUCACAAACCUCCACGACCUUCUGGCCUCCCUACAGGCGGUGGUGGUCCAACAGGACACCUUCAUCGAGGACCAGCGGCAGGCCCUGUCCUUCGGCCCCUCCUCGGGCGUCCCUGCUCUCGGCCCUCCGCCUCCUCGCUGCUAUCGCGGGCCGUCAAGGCCCAACUCGCUGAUCGAGCAGGAGCGCCAGCGCAGCCUGGAGAAGCAGCGGCAGGAGGUGGCGACGCUCCAGCGGCAGCAGGCGGCGCACGCCGAGGAGCGCAGGAGGCGCGAGCGGCAGUGGGAGGCGCGCGAGAGCCAGCUGGAGGAGCGCGAGGCCGCCACUCGGGCGCGCGAGGACGAGCUCCACCGCAGGAGGCGCGAGCUGGAGCAGGCCAGGCUGGACAUCCAGGCCCGCAAGGAGGACUACCAGAGGGACCUGGAGCGGCUCAGGGACGGCCAGAGGAGGCUGGACAGGGACCGUGACAACCUCCGCAGGGAGCUGGAGACGCUCGAGCAGCUCAAACAGGAGAAGCGCAUGCAGCGGACCCCCUCCAGCACGUCCGAGGACUCCCUGCAGUUCCUGAGUGGGGGGGGCAGCUCUCUGGACCUCCCCGAGGGCGGAGACUCCGACCUCCCCAGGAAGAACUCCCUGUCCCGCGCGGAGGCCAAGCCCAAGGGGCGCACGCUGAACCCCUUCAGCAUGAACUCGGGGGGUCGCGGGGGGCAGAGCGGCGAGGGCCACAACCAGAUGCCCAACCGCCUGCUCCAGCUCACCAAGAGCAAGGACAAGAAGGACAAGAAGAAGAAGAAGAGCGCCAACCCACACCUUCAGAUGUGCUCAGGAGGCCAGCGCCUCAGCAGUCGGGUGCCCGCGGUGCGGACGGGAGUCUUCGGGGACUAA
Molecule: messenger RNA, 4505 nt
Organism: Alosa alosa (allis shad)
Lineage: Eukaryota; Metazoa; Chordata; Actinopteri; Clupeiformes; Clupeidae
Gene: akap13a
Product: A-kinase anchor protein 13
Exons: 31
Coding region: 111-4505 (1464 amino acids)
Biological process (GO): adrenergic receptor signaling pathway; positive regulation of canonical NF-kappaB signal transduction; regulation of Rho protein signal transduction
Cellular component (GO): actin cytoskeleton; membrane
Molecular function (GO): MAP kinase scaffold activity; guanyl-nucleotide exchange factor activity
Source: RefSeq, a predicted model, not a curated record